Molecule: messenger RNA, 1317 nt
Organism: Trichomonas vaginalis G3
Lineage: Eukaryota; Parabasalia; Trichomonadida; Trichomonadidae
Product: STKc PAK domain-containing protein
Exons: 1
Coding region: 1-1317 (438 amino acids)
Biological process (GO): regulation of MAPK cascade; protein phosphorylation; intracellular signal transduction
Cellular component (GO): cytoplasm
Molecular function (GO): ATP binding; protein serine/threonine kinase activity
Source: RefSeq, a predicted model, not a curated record
AUGAGGAGGAAGCAGAAAGAGCACGUGAUUUCGCUUCCCAUUGAUGCAAAACUUCAUGUGCACAUUACACUAGAUACAAAUAGAGUUUACCAUAACAUUCCACGCUCUAUGCUUCCAGCAUUUUCAAGAGAAUCCGCUGGCACAGUUAUUAACGAUUCAAAUUUUGAUCCUGCCGUUUUACCAAAUCAGGUACGUAUUGUAAAUGGACACAGCAUUUCAAGACUUGUCGAUGUAGAGCACGUCCUUCAUGUAACAGUUGAUCAAGAAAAAGGAUUUGUCGGAUUACCUCCAGAACUGGAAAGAGCUGUUAAAGCUAGUGGAAUUAGUCAUCAAGAUAUUAUUAAAAACCCAGAGAACGCCGUUAAUGUCAUCAACUUUUUGAAUAAUGGUAAUGAAAAUCUACCUUUGCCAGUUGCCGAAAAUAUAUCACAAGAACUUCCACCAGCAGAAAGCGUUAUUAAGAUUGGAAAUCCAUUACCUCUUUUACAAGAUUUAACUAAAAUUGAUGAAGGUUCUACAUGUACCGUCUAUCACGCAGAAUUUCAAGGAAAAUUGAUUGCCGUCAAAGAAAUGCUAUUAACCGAUAAGACAGAAAAGGUUUUAAUUGAUGAAACGAGAUUAAUGUCAACUAUGCACGAUCCGCAUAUUAUUGAGUUCUACGAUGCAUACAGAGAUGGCGAUAAGCUAUGGAUCUUGAUGGAACUCAUGGAUGGCGGUUCUCUUACAAAUAUUGCAACAUUUUGCGAGUGUCAAGAACCGCACAUUGCAUUCUUCGCAAAAGAAAUUCUUUUAGCUCUUAAAUACUUACGUUCGCAAAAUAAAAUACACAGGGACAUUAAAACUGAUAAUGCAUUACUUACAUCAGACGGACAUGUCAAAAUUGCUGAUUUCGGCUAUACAGUUCAGUUAUCGGAGCAUAAUGACAAGCGCCGAUCAAUCGUUGGAACGCCUUAUUGGAUGGCUCCAGAAUUAAUUCAAGCAACUCCUUAUAAUUAUAGCGUAGAUAUAUGGUCAUUAGGAAUUCUGUGUAGAGAACUCGCAGAAGGUGAACCACCUUACGUUUCUGAACCUCCAAUGAAAGCUUUAUUUUUAAUUGUUUCCAAGGGAAUUCCUGAGAUAUCAAAUAAAAAGGAAAGAAGCCCUGAAUUCCUGGACUUCCUCAGUAAAUGUCUAGAAAGAGACCCAGAAAAACGUCCAACUGCUGCAGAAUUACUCGAACAUCCAUUUAUUAAGACUGCAUGCCCUAUUAAGUUUAUUUCUCCUCUUAUAAAUUUGGCAAAGCAACUUGCCAAUAAUGAGGAUUUCGAAAGUUUUUAA